Drosophila innubila is the source of this 2361-nucleotide messenger RNA. RefSeq names its product alkyldihydroxyacetonephosphate synthase (gene Agps). NCBI's taxonomy places the organism in Eukaryota, Metazoa, Arthropoda, Insecta, Diptera, Drosophilidae. Gene Ontology annotation, molecular function: FAD binding; alkylglycerone-phosphate synthase activity. The transcript is spliced from 6 exons. The coding region runs from base 281 to 2188 and encodes 635 amino acids. Gene Ontology annotation, biological process: lipid biosynthetic process. The record is from RefSeq and is a predicted model, not a curated record.
AACGACAAACGUAAAAUGCAUUUGGCUAUUGGGAGUUCAGUUUUGUUUUAAAUGUCGCGCUCUGCAGUCGGGAAUUAAAUUAUACGUCGCUUUACCGAUUCAGGCGAAGUAGUUACAACUGACGACAACAAAUCGGAAAGCAAAACAAAACAAAAUAUCGAUUUUUUGUUGUUGCUCAUGCUAAAAUCAACAUUGAGAUAAACGGGCUGUGCAAUAAAAAUACUUUUUAGCCAAAGUAUUUUAUUAUUAUCGAAUUAAGCGAAUUCCACGGUACAACGUGAUGUCAACUAAGCAAAAUCCGGUGACUACACAAAUUCCGGAGCCACCAACCGAGGGUACAUCUCUGUCGCUGGACACACGUCUCUCCCGACACGUGGAGAGUGUCAUACCUAAAAAGCGUGAGGAGGCUCUCAAGUGGUACGGUUGGGGAUACAACGAUUCCCAGUUCUAUGGACAAGACGGCAUCAUCUGCUUCAAAGGCGAAAAAUACCCGCUGGGAGGUAGUGAGUUGCCCACUUUCACGAAAUGGGUGCAAAACAAAUUCGAUCUGACCGUCGAUCCCACCAAGGCGUACCCACAGUUGCCGAAGACAUACCCGAUGCCCGUGCAGAAUGGACCCUUCCUGAACGAGCUGCGUGGCAGCACGAAAGUGGAGCACUCCCAGGAGGGUGUGGAUCGUCUGGUGCGUUGUCAUGGCCAGACACUGCACGAUAUUUACAGUCUGUGGCACAACAAGUUCCGACGCAUACCGGAUGUGGUGGUGUGGCCGCGCUGUCAUGACGAGGUGGUGCAGCUGGUCACAUUGGCGCACAAGCACAAUGUAAUGCUGUUGCCCUACGGAGGCGGCACAAGUGUCUCGGGAGCCAUCACUUGUCCGCAGGAGGAGGAGCGCAUGAUUUGCGUGUUGGACACAUCACAAAUGAAUCGCAUGCUGUGGCUCAAUCGGGAGAAUCUCACCGUUUGCUUUGAGUCGGGCGUUGUGGGUCAGGAUCUGGAGCGCGUGCUACGCGAACAGGGUCUGACGGUGGGUCAUGAGCCGGACUCGUAUGAGUUUAGCACACUGGGCGGCUGGGUGGCCACUCGUGCCUCCGGCAUGAAGAAGAACAUCUAUGGCAACAUCGAGGAUCUGGUGGUGCGUGUACGCAUGGUCACACCCAAGGGCACACUCGAGCGGGAAUGCAGUGCACCGCGAGUGAGCUGUGGCCCAGACUUCAAUCACAUCAUACUCGGCUCCGAGGGCACACUGGGUGUCAUCACCGAGGUGGUAUUGAAGGUGCGUCCCCUGCCGCCGGUGCAGCGUUAUGGCUCCCUGGUAUUCCCUGACUUUGAGCAGGGUGUCCAGUUUAUGCGUGAGGUGGCCAGACGUCGUUGCCAGCCCGCAUCCGUGCGCCUGAUGGACAACGAACAAUUCAUCUUCGGUCAAGCACUUAAGCCCGAGAAGAGCUGGCUGGCCAGCUGCUUGGAUGCGGUGAAGCAGCGCUAUGUAACCAGCUGGAAGGGCAUUGAUCUGGCGCACAUCUGUGCCGCCACGCUGCUCUUCGAGGGUGACCUGAAAGAUGUGCAGCGCCAGGAAGCGGUCAUCAAUGAGAUCGCUGCACGCUACAAAGGAUUUCCGGCAGGUGGACAGAAUGGCGAGCGUGGUUAUGUAUUCACCUUUGUCAUCGCCUACAUUAGGGACUUUGCAAUGCAUCAAGGCAUUGUGGCCGAAUCCUUUGAGACAUCUGUGCCUUGGGAUCGUUGCAGUUUGCUGUGUCGCUGUGUUAAGCAACGGGUUGUUUCGGAGUGUUACAAGCAUAAAAUUUCGCACUACACAAUUUCUUGCCGCGUGACACAGACCUACGAUGCGGGAGCAUGCAUUUAUUUUUACUUUGGUUUCCGUUCGUUGAGCAUACCCGAUCCGGUUGCGGUAUUUGAGGCCAUCGAGCAUAGUGCACGUGAGGAGAUCCUCGCCUGCGGUGGCUCCCUGUCCCAUCAUCAUGGCGUGGGCAAAAUACGCAGUCAUUGGUACCGCAAUGCAGUCACCGAGACAGGAACGUCACUUUACUCAGCCACCAAACGGCAUCUGGAUCCCCGCAACAUCUUUGCAGCGGGUAAUCUCUUGCCCCAAAUGGAGCAGCUGCAGCUCUGUGAAAAGGAGAAGCUAGAGAAACCAACAGCAACAGCAGCCGCAACGAAAGCCAAACUCUAGAUCAUCUUUAUCUAGAUAUAAUUUUAAAGAAAUCCUAGUCUAAAUCUAAUAACUUCAAUUAAUUAAUUUCUAGCUGCUUUGGCCUCUUGUUUUCAGUUUGCAUUUUUCAUAGGGCUCAAUUUUUGUAUGGGUUUUACCUUAUUGAUAAAUAAAAGGUAAAUUUGCAAAACGAA